This is a messenger RNA of Mastomys coucha (southern multimammate mouse), 2800 nucleotides long. It is a transcript of the gene Pla2g4c, whose product is annotated as phospholipase A2 group IVC. Gene Ontology annotation, biological process: glycerophospholipid catabolic process. Gene Ontology annotation, molecular function: calcium ion binding; calcium-dependent phospholipid binding. NCBI's taxonomy places the organism in Eukaryota, Metazoa, Chordata, Mammalia, Rodentia, Muridae. Gene Ontology annotation, cellular component: nuclear envelope; nucleoplasm; cytosol. The record is from RefSeq and is a predicted model, not a curated record. Bases 1 to 1884 code for a protein of 627 amino acids. The transcript is spliced from 16 exons.
AUGAGCUGUGCAGAGUCUCCCAAAUCAGGACAGAAGUGUUUCCUGUUUUCCCUUGUCUCUGGAAGCUCUGGGGUCUACUUUGCCACUGGACUCCAGGAAUCAGAAAAAGCAGCUGUGCACAAACGCAGUCCCAAGGUUUUGGAGGCCCUGCAGAAGCUUAAUAUCCAAGCUGACCAGGCUCCAGUCAUUGCUGUCUUGGGCUCUGGUGGGGGGCUGCGGGCCCACAUUGCUUGUCUUGGUGUGCUGAGUGAGAUGAAAGAACUUGGCCUGUUGGAUGCUGUCACAUACCUCGCAGGGGUCUCUGGGUCCACUUGCUUAUCACUUCUCUUUGUUCCCUGGGCACUGUCUUCAUUCUACACCAAGAAUGGAAAUAUGGAAGGGAUAGAAGAGGAGCUGAAACAUCGGUAUGAGAAGAAUGAGUGGCACUUUGAUGAGAGCCUGGAAAAAGCCAUCCAGGCAUCAAGGAGGGAGAAUUACUCCCUGACUGACUUUUGGGCCUAUUUUAUUGUUUCCAGGCAAAUCAGAGAACUUCAGGAUUCGAAUUUGUCCAGCCUAAGGAAGCAAGUGGAUGAAGGAGUGCUGCCCUAUCCUAUCUUUGCAGCCAUUGAUGAAGACCUUCAGGCUGAUUGGAAGGAGAGAAAAACUCAGAAUUCCUGGUUUGAAUUCACUCCUCAUCAUGCUGGCUACCCUGCACUUAGGGCUUAUGUCCCCAUCUCAGAGUUUGGAAGCAGAUUUGAGAAUGGAAAACUGGUUAGAUCUGAGCCUGAGAGAGACUUGACUUACCUGAGAGGUUUAUGGGGAAGUGCUCUUGCUGAUAUUGAAGAAAUCAGGAAAUAUAUUUUGGACUAUUUCUAUGGCCUCUGGAGAAAAUUGAAGCAAAAAUGUCCGCUUAUCGGGACUAGAACAGUGACUUACUCAGAAGCACCAAGGAUGGCGAUGGAUGAAAUGCUCUUCGAUUUAGUGAUGGCUUAUGUCACAGAUCAGGAUGACCCCAGCAUCAAGGAUAAGCUCUGUGCCCUUCAGCAGGUUCUGGGUACUGAGACAGGUGAGUUUAGCGAAGAGAUGGCUGAGAUCAUCCAGAAUUGGAAUGAGACCUCCCCAGAGAAGAAGGAGCAGUUUCUGGACCAUCUGUUGGAUUACUUCAAGAAGACACAAGAGCCCAUCACAUACAGUGUGAAGAACUCGAUCAGGAGUUCAAUUUCGGACUAUUUGGUUUUUCUGAACGAAACUCGGAAGUGUGUUAACAAGUGGCGUUGGGGAACUGUUUACAACUUCCUCUAUAAACAUGGUAACAUUGCAGAUAAGACCAUGUGCAGCCGGGAGUUUCUCCAUCUGGUGGAUGCUGGUUUGGCCAUCAACACUCCCUACCCACUUGUUCUGUCUCCUGUGCGUGAAGCUCACCUCAUCCUCUCAUUUGACUUCAGUGAUGGGGACCCAUUAGAGACCAUCAGGGCCACAGCAGACUACUGCCAAUGCCAUGAAAUCCCCUUUCCUAAAGUGAAGGAGGAUCAGUUGAAGGAAUGGGCCAAAGCCCCAGCGAGUUGCUACAUCCUCAGAGGGGAAACAGGACCUGUUGUCAUGCACUUUACUCUGUUCAACAAGGACAACUGUGGAGAUGAUUUUGAGACAUGGAGAAAAAAAUAUAGGACAAUAAAACUAUCCGACUCAUACACACCAGACCUGGUGACAGAUUUGCUGAGGGUAUCCAAGGAGAAUGUGCAGAAAAACAAAAUGAAUAUCCUUCAUGAGAUGAAGAAAGUGGCUGGGAAUCCUGGGAACUUCCCAAGGGUGAACAAGAAGGCCUGCUUGGGAGACACGGUGCAGGAAUCCCAAGGCUCUCAGGCCAUGGAGAUCAAGAUAUCCCACAAUAUACAUAAGGAUUAAGGAUCCCUUGUACUACUUGCAGUGUUGGCAUGUAUUAGUGGACCCACCACCUGUGCUCCUUCCAAAAUCCACCAUCAGCUGUCUCUUUGUGUAGAAGAACUGCAGCUUUCAGGGCACUGUGGACCUACUGCUUUACCAGGGUCCAAUUGUCAACCUGACCUUGAUGCUCUCUGUUCCCUUCAACAACUCAGAAAAAUUGCAUUUGCCUUAGCUAUUAUAACUGAACAAUCUCCAGAGACCUAGAUGGUAUCUUUGACAACAUUAUUCAGAGUAAUGGGUCACCAGAGCUAAAAGAGGCAAAGUAUGUUCUUCAGGUGCCUCGGGGACCCUAAAGCUGAAGUACAACUCCUUGAUCAUCAGAUGUUGACCACCCUGUUUAACAUCCAUGUGGCUAAAACAAAUGUAGUGAUUGAGACCAAAGCCACAUAAAUUUUUCUCUCAUUCUGUAUCUGCUCAUUUUAUACCCAGUUUUUUUUUUACUCAGUUUUUUUUUUCUGUAAAAGGAUAGACCUUAGCUUAAAUCAUGACCCAUCUCUUCAGAGCAAUAAAAAAAAAACCCAAAUAACUCUGAGAAGACAGGUUCUGUAAGUGCUUGCUCCUUUUCCAACAGAUUGAUGAUGCACUGACUAGUCCCUCAUCAUCUCCUGUAUCCUGUGUCACCUCGAUGCAUCCCUUAUUGCUCUGCUUCCCACCAUGCUGUUGUGGCUUGCAUUCUCCCUCAAGAUCUUCCCUUCAACCUGCUUCAGGGUGAUACUUACCUUUCUUGUCUUAUCUGCUGCCUCAGUGCCUCCUUCCUGAGGCACUUACUGUUUGUUGGUAGGUUGUAAGUGAUGGCUUCCAGGUCUGUCCAUUUUACUACAAACAAUGUAACUUUACUCUUCCUGAUGACUCAAUAAACAUAAAAGACUUCUGGGUG